This is a messenger RNA of Diaporthe citri, 2919 nucleotides long. RefSeq lists its product as uncharacterized. Gene Ontology annotation, biological process: regulation of cell cycle; negative regulation of TOR signaling. Lineage: Eukaryota; Fungi; Ascomycota; Sordariomycetes; Diaporthales; Diaporthaceae. Gene Ontology annotation, cellular component: TSC1-TSC2 complex. Bases 1 to 2919 code for a protein of 972 amino acids. The transcript is spliced from 4 exons. The record is from RefSeq and is a predicted model, not a curated record.
AUGCACAUGGGCGUGGUCCCCACGCAGAACCUCUAUCCUCAGAUGCGUGUCCGGGAGAUCUCCACCAAGGAUCUCACCAAGGCCAUCAAUGCAUUCCUACCUACCGCCGGCCUGCCUCUUCCGGAUGAGCUAACCCAAGUCAUUGACGCCUACCUCGAGAAGCACAAUGAGGAAGGCGCCUCAGAGCGCCUCCAGGAGGACCUGCUGUCCAUAUGGGAGAAGACAGUCAAGGAGAAUGUGGGCUCCUACGCUCCUUGGCUUGCCAUCCUGCGCCGGCUCUUGCCUGCGCUUAGAAAUCCCACAUAUCUCGUCCAAUGGUGGGAUCAAAUGACGGAGCCGGUCCUCGACCACAUGGCACAAGACAAAAAUCUAGCCAAAGAGGCCUGGGCAAACACUUUGGCCGUGCUGACCUACGACAACGGCGUCGAGGCCGCAGAGGGUCAAGGGGCGAACCAGAUUGCUAUUAAGCUGAUGAAGACUUGGAUGCAGAGCUUCCAGUUCUCCAACAAUGAUGGUAACUCGUCAGGGGCUCUCAAGGCGACCCUGAUACGUAGUGGCUUGCUCAGCUAUGGCAAGAAAAGGCCCAAGGCUUUGACCCUUCUCUGCGAGUUCGUUCAGAGCGAGCCGCCUCAUCUGCACGUUGUCCUCGAGACGCCGCUCUUCGACAACAUCCUGCGGAGUCUGCAAAGUGAUACCUCGACCACGGUGGUCACGCUAGCUAUCACUGCUUUGACGAUGCUGCUACCAAAUGUGCCAAGUUCUCUGGUGCCGUACCUCCCAAAGCUGUUCAAUAUUUAUGCCCGUCUGUUGUUCUGGGAUAGAGAGAGAUCUUUGGCAGCCGACAACCCAGAAAUAGAAGUCGAUGACGAGAAAGUCUUGCCUACUGAUUGGGAAGUUUGCACCUUCGCGCCAGAUGCUGACAACAUGUCAAUUCCAAAUCUCCUGAGUUUCUUCACAAUUCUCUACGGGUUGUAUCCCCUCAAUUUCGUGGAUUAUAUCAGGAAACCGCAACGGUAUCUGCGUCACGCAAACAUGCCAAAUGCCGACGAUAUCGAAGUUCAGCCUUCAGAAAUCCGCCAGAAGUCAGAAAGGUUCAGGCAGUACCACAUACUUCAUCCAAACUUCUACAACUUGACUUUGGAGUCUGAGAAGACCGAUUUCAGCAGAUGGAUCAAGAGCGAGUCUUCCGAGGUGGUCACGGAAUGCACUGCGCUGUGCUUGGCCACAGAACUUGGAGUUGGUGCCGAACUUGGACCUGCGCAAGAGCUCGGGCUGUCCGAGAUGGACGACAACCCUAGGAACGGAGCAGACCAGCCGUUCCUUACCGGCCAGGCUAUUCUUGCAAGGACUUCAUCUCGGGAUCUGGCGAGCGCCGGGAGAAAUUCAGGUGCAGGAUCAGUGUCGGAAGAGGCGCGAACCGUCGCGGGAGUAAUACGGCGCGCUUCUCAAUCAAGUCACGCUCCUUCUCUCCGCGAUGCAUUCCAGACUCGCACCCGCGACGGGCCAGGAGACAGUCCUACAUUGCCGCCAUCGCUGGGCCUCUCAGCCUCGCACACCAACUUGCAGGAUAUGAUCACUUCAAACAAAGCUAUCAAGACCGGAUUGCACCAGUCACUGGCCAACGACAGCGUACCGUCUCUCGCCUUGAGUCACCAGGAUUCCAUGCCUGAUAAGACAUCAAGCAAGCUGUCUGCGCAAGCGGCCCCCGUUGCUGCUCCUCCAUCGACCGAUAGUGACGGUGAAAUCCAGCGGCUAUACAAGAAGAUCCUCCUCCUGAGCAACGAUCUCAGUUUCGAACGCUACAUGAAACAACAGCACAUGAUCCACAUCGGAGAGUUGAAGAGACGGCAAUUGAAGGAAGCUGCAACAGAAGCGGAAACACAGAAUCUCAUCAUGAUCAAUCGAAACCUGCGGAACCGCAUCGAUGAGGCAAAACGGUCGGAGUUGCGGGCGAAGAAGGAAUCUGAGAAUCGGCGCAAUAUAGCCAAGAAAUGGGAGACUGACCUGUCCGCGAAGCUGAAGGUCCUGAGAGAGGAGCAAAAGAAAUGGAGCAGUGAAGGAGCUGGCCUCAAGCGAGAGCUGGAGGCGAAGACGGAGGAGUGCGAAAAGCUGACGAGAAUGGUCUGUGAGUAUGAAACCACGGAACUAAACUCGAAACAAAACCUGCAGGCGAUCAACGAUCAUGUUGAAGAAAUCGUGCGGCUCAAAGCGGAAGUGAGCCGGCUCAUCGAGGUGGAACAAACGUACCAGGCCAAGGAAAGGGAGACAGAAGAGCGCCUGGCUGAAGCCGCCGAAUCGAUUGGCCGAGCUGAAGUGCUGAGUAUGAAGCUGGAAGCGCGUGAUGCUGAGGUGGUAGAGGCGAGGAAGUUGUACGAAUCACAGAUUUCCGACCUCAACACGAAACUUCAGGAUGCCUUAAAGCACGGUGCCAGACGGCCCAGACGAGAAGAGGACCCUAAUAAAGCCAUCGAGAGUGCACUAGCAGCAAGCCGAGCGAAAAUGUCAGAUCUACAGAGAAGACACAACCUCCUGGUGAACAAGUGCACCGUCCUGCAGGCGUCACUUCUCGAAAAGGCAUCCAGCAGCUCGAGAUCACCGGCGUUUUCCAGCACGCCAAGGAUGGGUGUCCCUUCAGACUCGUCAGACGCAGAACUCUCUGCGAUCGUGCAGAGUGGGGAUCCACCCAGCCCUGUGCGAAGGAGAUCACGUCGCGGGCGAGGAUUCUCAGACCCUGAGCUCUUUGUCGAGGGAGCAAAAUACAAUGUGACACCGCCCCUGGACACGAUAACGGGGUCAUCGUUUGGCACAGUGUUGCAACGGCCUUCGACGCCGUCCGGAAGUGGCGUCCAGAACACUGGUCGAAAGGACAAGCGCGACAAGAAGUCGUCGGGGAUCAGAGGGAUUCGAGGUUUCGUCUAA